Penaeus vannamei (Pacific white shrimp) is the source of this 3305-nucleotide messenger RNA. NCBI's taxonomy places the organism in Eukaryota, Metazoa, Arthropoda, Malacostraca, Decapoda, Penaeidae. The record is from RefSeq and is a predicted model, not a curated record.
UCUUCGCGUUCGGCACCAGCUACCCAGUGCUCUUCGUGGCUCGCGCUGUCCAGGGCAUAGGGUCCUCGUGCUCGUCAGUUUCCGGAAUGGGCAUGCUGGCGGAGCGCUACACGGACGACAAGGAGCGCGGCAACGCCAUGGGCAUCGCGUUGGGCGGGCUGGCGCUGGGCGUGCUGAUCGGUCCGCCCUUCGGAGGCGUCAUGUUCCAGUUCGUGGGCAAGACAGCGCCAUUCCUCAUCCUGGCUGUGCUGGCUCUGGGCGACGGACUUCUACAGCUGUGGGUGUUGCAGCCCGCCAUUGUUAAGCACGAAGAAGAGGCGCCGACUUUUGGAGAACUUAUCACGGACCCUUACAUCAUUAUCUCUGCUGGCGCCAUCACCUUCGCCAACAUGGGGAUCGGGAUGCUGGAGCCAUCUCUCCCUCUCUGGAUGAUGGACACGAUGGCCGCCCCUGAAUGGCAGAUCGGAGCAGCCUUCAUCCCGGCUUCGAUCUCCUAUCUGAUCGGCACCAACCUGUUCGGGCCUCUGGGGCACCUGAUGGGCAGGUGGCUGGCCUCCUUCAUCGGCCUCAUCAUUAUCGGCAUCUGCCUCAUGAGCAUCCCCAACGCCACGUCCAUCAACCACCUGAUCGCCCCGAACGCCGGCCUCGGCUUCGCCAUCGGGAUGGUCGACUCCUCGAUGAUGCCGGAGCUGGGCUACCUGGUGGACCUGCGUCACUCGCACGUCUACGGCUCCGUCUACUCCAUCGGCGACGUGGCCUUCUGUCUCGGCUUCGCUAUCGGCCCGGCACUGUCUGGCACUCUCGUUCAGAAGUUUGGCUUUAAAUGGAUGUUGUAUGGCAUCGCUAUCAUCAACUUCCUGUACGCGCCCCUCAUGUACUGCCUCAAGUCGCCUCCGGCCAAGAACCCGGGAGAGCGGCAGGGACUGAUCUACGGCGAAAAGUCCUCCGUUCGCUACGUGACCUACAAGAACGAGGACGAGGAGGAGAACUGAGCGCCCGAAGCCUUCCGCUCAUCGAAGGAGACCCGCUUGGCUUGCCGUUUUGCGCUUUCGGUGGAAGCAACUUUCAGUUAUUUUUUCUUGACCAACAAGAAGAAGCCAAGGGGUGUUUUUUAUUUAUUUUAUUUCUUCGUAAAUGGGUUGUAAGUACAUUUGUGUAAGGAAGCGAGGCUAGAUUGGAUGUGUAUUAUCUAUUCAGAUUGCUGUACGUGUUGUAUCCCGCCCCUCUCCAGCUUGCGUUGUCAUAACCGGGCUUGACACGAUUCCGCGUGAACUGGGCGGCGUUCGUUCACGUUCGCAAAUUUUGGCGCGAUUGAGGGAUGCCGCCGAACCGACGUGCAAUUUUGGUUAAUUGCAUUUACAUCGCUGAAGCCGAGAGACUAAGCGAGAUAGCUGAUAUUGCCAUACUGAUGAAAGUAUGUAUAUGAACGCGCACACAAAACUGUGCAUACAUAUAAAUGUAUAUCUCGCGCUUCAAGCUUUUUGUUCAGUAUGGAACAAAUAUGAAAACGAAACCUGGGACCCUUUACAGUGUAACAAGGUCACUUUCCCUUACCUACACUGAAGCCACUACAGUGUAGUAUAAGCACCUUGUAAGCAGUAGCUAGGAAAGACCCUAGACCCUGAUGUAUGUAACCUGAGAAGCAUAUUCUAUAACAGAAAAAAAAAUCAUAUACAUAUAUAUCUAUACUUACGACUCCACUUUUUAUACGAUCAACCCAGAACAACGACAUGAAACACAGCCGUUUAUAAACGACCGAACAUUUUGUAGAAUUGUUGUAUCUGAGGAAGAGUAUAAAAGAAAACAAACCCGACUUUGUGUGAAGUGUUCGAAUCGCUCGAAUCUUCAAGGAAAGGAUCGACCCCACAAUGCGUGGGAAUGCCUUUUUUCUGCUUCACUUAUGCCAAGGAUCCAAAGCACUUGACCAUUUUUACCUUCUCGUUUCAGGAGUCCAAGGUAACAUGCCAUCAGACCUUUAAAUAUCCCGUUUUCUCUUCUGUUUCUUAUUCGGACUCGGCCUAACGCUAUACAGGUUCGAUCAGUGUUUCGCAUCAGUAUGAAACCUCUCUCAUUCGAUCUCUCCUUGUGGGCGCAGUUCGUCAAAUUAGAGACAAACACUAUCACCAAUAUGUUCUUCGUUUCCUGCAUAGAUGUCUAGCUUCUAGAACAAAUGAAAUUCAAAUUGCCAUUGCUACAUUUGAGCAAGCAUCAAGUUAAUCUGGCAACACUCUUAGACGCACUUUGUCAGCACCGAAUGCAUGUCAGCAAACAGCUAGCACCGAGAGACUGCACAUCUAAAUUUGCAAACAGCAAGCUCCUGCACUUGCACUCUGCCAGCAGUGAAUAUUUGCACUGCCUCUGCAUUGCCAACACAGAGCACAUGCACGGCCGCUUUGCCAACAAUUGGCGCUCGCUUACACCUUCACUGAUGCUUUGCACACAUAGACGUCAAUCGCUAGGUGCUUGACACACCUCCAACAACGCUCUGACAACACUCUUCACAUCACUUCACUGCAAAAGUUUUGGCAACUUUUAGCACCGUAUUUUGCACGCUUCAGCUUAUUGUAGCCGGCAUAGACACACCCUCUAUAUAUUCCGCUAAACAGUUGUUGUAAACAUGUUAACCUUUACUCCACACGCAGACCGCAUGCACGCGUACACUCAAGGUCUAAAGUCCCUUCACGUGACCGGAGCCUCGGAACACCUCAGAGCGAGUUGCUUUAACUGAUUCUCAAGACAACAUUCGGGACAUGUUUGGAAAGGACUUAGGAAGGAGAAUGUACACAGACGCACGCACGCACACGCACACACGUUUUCACUCGUGUGUGUACACAUAUACAUUUGUAUGCACACAUACAGUACGCAAAUUGUUCUAGUAAUCUCCACUGAAUAUUUAAGUACAUACAUGCACGGACACAAACUGGCGUGUUCAUACAUACGCAUACAUAAACACACACAUAUAUAUAUGUGUAUGCAUUUAUGCAAAAGUGCAAAAGAAAUAUGAACACAAAUACAUACACAACACUUCAGGACACUGCUAAACGCUUUCUAAAAGCACAUUCAAAACCAACGGUACAAUCCAAUACACAUGCACCACAUCAGUACCAUAUAGCACUAAAACUAUGCACAAAGAUCCAAGGCCUCAUAGAUACGGGAAAUCAUCGGUGAGUUUCUGGCAAAGGAAAGACCACAAGCCCAUUAUAUACACGCACAAUCCUAGGCAUUCGUCAUCAUACUAUAGCGGAAAUGUUGGUCUCGCAAUAGGGAACUACAUCAGUCUACCUGGAUAACAACAGGCAAAAAAA